AGAGGAGGUCCGCGGCCCGGAGGCGCUCGCUGCUCCUCUGACUAACGGCCUCUUUUGGUUGCAGACACGUCCGGCCAGGAAACGGCUUCGUCCCGAACUUCCCGAUGUUUGAGAAAGGAGACGUGAACGAACAAGAGGAGCAGGGCGUCUUCACCUUCCUCAAGGGCUCCUGCCCCCCGGUGGGGGACCUCCUCGGGGACCCGGCCCAGAUGUUCUGGUCUCCCGUGAAGCUCAGCGACAUCAAGUGGAACUUCGAGAAGUUCCUGGUGGGUCCGGACGGGACGGCGGUGAUGAGGUGGCACCCGAGCGUCCGCGUGUCCGCGGUGCGCGCCGACAUCCUCCAGUACCUGCUGGAGCAGCGGCGCCCGCCCGGCUAGACCGGACCCACGAGAAAGCUUCCCGUGAGCCGUUAGAAUCCCGUUAACGGGUCCCGGCGCACGGAGACGGCACGCCGCAUGAAGAGGAGGCCCGAAAGCAGGGAGCCUGCGGAGCCUCCUCGGAGUCCGGGCCCCCGGCGCGCCUCAGCGCAUCGGAGCCGCCGGGAGCCCGGAGCCGUGUCCGCUCCUCGCUCGGUACCGUCAAAUCUAAACGUGCAUAAUAAUAAAACACGGAGAACACGC
Molecule: messenger RNA, 620 nt
Organism: Pseudoliparis swirei
Lineage: Eukaryota; Metazoa; Chordata; Actinopteri; Perciformes; Liparidae
Gene: gpx3
Product: glutathione peroxidase 3
Exons: 2
Coding region: 105-377 (90 amino acids)
Biological process (GO): response to oxidative stress
Molecular function (GO): glutathione peroxidase activity
Source: RefSeq, a predicted model, not a curated record